AAGACCUAGUUGACCCUUAUCUCCAAGCCACCAUCAAUGUCCACUCGAUUGGGAAAAACCAGCUUAUUCUUCUUCUUCAUCAUCGUCUUCCUGGUCUUGCAUUUUGUGGGAGCUUCUGAGGCUCGCAAUCUUCAGCCACGCAUCAUCAUUCCUGAACAAAUCCAAAUAAACCAUAAUCAAAUUGAGGAAUAUGACCCACUCAAGGAGGAUGCCAAGUUAGCAUAUUUUGGUGACCUAGUCAAAGAUAAUGCCAGAUCGGCAUACUAUGCUUACUUGCAUACCAAGCGUCUAAACACAUUCGGCACCAAUUGGCAAUGGAGGAUUGAUGUCCUUUUGCUUCUUGCUAUUUUCUCUUUAUUCUUUACCGAUUUAUGUUUUAGGGUUUUCUUUUGCAUCGCAAGCAAAUAUUCUUCUAGGUUUUCUAAAUAUGUCUGA
Molecule: messenger RNA, 435 nt
Organism: Camelina sativa (false flax)
Lineage: Eukaryota; Viridiplantae; Streptophyta; Magnoliopsida; Brassicales; Brassicaceae
Source: RefSeq, a predicted model, not a curated record